AUGCCCCGCAAGUCGAAGAAGCAUACGACAGUAGAGGAGGAAGAGGCCUCAACAACGACCGCAAUGGUCCCUACUGAAGCGGCCACUGGCAGUAGGAAGAAGGCGCGGGAGCGAGCCGCAGAUGUCAAGCUGGAGCCGGACUCCUUGGAACAAAGAAGGAGGGACCUUCAGAGGACUAUACAGAAAACAGUACGGAAAAUGAGGGAUGAAGGCGUCGAUGAGACCCUCAUCAAAGUCGAGAUCAAUAGGAUAAAGAACCGCGAGCAGAGAGUGCUAAUGCACGCUGUGAAGCAACAACAGCGAGUCGAGAAGGGCAGCAAGCAUGAAGUCGUUGUGAUUCCGAUUGCAUGGAAGCAGAAGGCUCGGGAGAAGGCGGAGGUCGACUCAGCCUCAAUAGCUGCAAAGAGAGCCCUCCUCUCGACUGGUGUAGAUGCUUGGCUUGAUCACCGGAGGGAAGCUCAGUAUACCCCUGGCCAGAAGUUUGCGUACUGGGAGCACCUUGGUGUCAAAUACCGAGUAGAAAUUGGUCCCAAUGAUGUAGCUCAGAAUCAAUGUGUCGUGGUGAGAGCUGAUGAGCCUGGCGAGUGGCUGAGCAUCAGCGAAGCUGAGACUGUCCUGUCCGGGGAUUAUGACGCUCUAGUAAAGCUCGGCUACGAUGCCCAAGAAGAACACGAUGGAGCUGCUCCCGCUGCAGCCGUGGCUGAGGAGGUCGAUGAAGAUGUGGCCGGUAAUGUGGCGCUCUCGUCGGACGCUCCCAAGAAGGAGAAGCGCAAGACUCCCUAUAAGUCGUUCAUAAAUCGCAAGAAGCAACGUACCGCGGAGUGA
This is a messenger RNA of Perkinsus marinus ATCC 50983, 825 nucleotides long. RefSeq names its product prolyl-tRNA synthetase, putative. Gene Ontology annotation, molecular function: proline-tRNA ligase activity; ATP binding. The transcript has 8 exons. The record is from RefSeq and is a predicted model, not a curated record. The coding region runs from base 1 to 825 and encodes 274 amino acids. Gene Ontology annotation, cellular component: aminoacyl-tRNA synthetase multienzyme complex; cytoplasm. Gene Ontology annotation, biological process: prolyl-tRNA aminoacylation. NCBI's taxonomy places the organism in Eukaryota, Perkinsozoa, Perkinsida, Perkinsidae.